Olea europaea var. sylvestris is the source of this 2483-nucleotide messenger RNA. RefSeq lists its product as uncharacterized. Gene Ontology annotation, molecular function: mRNA binding; translation initiation factor activity. NCBI's taxonomy places the organism in Eukaryota, Viridiplantae, Streptophyta, Magnoliopsida, Lamiales, Oleaceae. The record is from RefSeq and is a predicted model, not a curated record. The transcript is spliced from 6 exons. The coding region runs from base 292 to 2202 and encodes 636 amino acids.
AAGAGUUUGAUAGAUCUGCGUCUCCUAAUCAAAGGUUCCAAACCCUUCUCUCCCAAAUCCAGUACCCUUUUCUCUGUUUAAGUUUCUGUAGACUGCAAUUGCAACUAUUAGAUAGAUUUUCAGAUAGGAAAAAACGACGAAAACAAUAAUUCUUUUCUUUUAUAUUUAUACAGAUUUAUUCAGUAAAUCAUCCAACUGGGGAGAAGGGUUUAUUAACUUAUAUAUACACAUCUAGAUUCAUAUAUACUGAAUCUUUUUAGCAAGAGAUUGCAAGAAGAAAGGGGAGAGAAGAUGUCGAAGAAGAAAGCAACGAUGACUCUCAAAGACUUCCAUGGUGGUUCAAUUCCUUCGGAUCUUCGUCUCCCCUCUGCACCUGGCGUAAUGGCAAGACCUGCAGAUCGUGGUAGUUUUGAUCAGCAGUCGCCAUGGGGAAAUUCAAUGGGAAGGUCCAAUCAACGCUUGCGGCCGGCAUCUGCUGGGUCAGCUCGGAACUUCGAUGAAAAUACCCCAUUUUUAAGUCAUAGCGCUCGCAUUGGCCGCAAUUUCGACGAGGAUGAGCGCAAGCCUUUGGAUGGGAUAUCAGGUCCUCGUCGAACUGUCAGUGAUGAGAGCGUUCAUGCUCUGCCAAGUCGCGUGGUAGAAACUAAGACGGGUAAUUUGGCGGGUGCUAGAGUUGGUAGUCAGCUAUCUUCAACUCCUCCGUCUCAUUCUAGUGGUCCAGUGGGUAGUUCAUAUGCUGGAAGGGUUAGUGAAGUCCAUAAGGUGGGGUUGAAUAACCAAAAUUUGAGUGGCAGUGCUGGGGUGAAUUAUCAGAAUGUGGGUGUCAACUCCAGGUCAGGGGUUGCUGGGUCCAAUUUGAAUCCAUGGGGUGUUAAGAAGGAAGUGGCAUGUGAAAGGGAGCCUGUUUCUGCUACAUGGUCAGCUCCAGAUGCUGCAGUAAAGCUGGCCCAUGCGAGUGCCAUUGAGAAAGUCUCAUCUGGUCGGUGGCACUCGCAACAUGUUCAUCCUCAAAAAGAUAUUGAGGCCAUUGGACACUCAGAACCUGAGAGAGAAUUUCAUCAUCGGGGCAAAGACAUGUACAACAGGAAUAUUAACAAUGGGAUAGAUGUUUUAGGUCGAACUGACUAUCAUGAUGUUGCACUGGCGAUGCAUAUGGAAAGGAGUCUGAUUGCUGAUGAUGGGAUUUGCAAUGGUGGAAAGGAGACUGUGUCUCAUGAUAGAGUCAGGUCUACCAUGUACAUGGAGACACAUGAUUGGAAACCCUCCAUUGAUCACAGGGAAUUUCUGCCACAUAGCAUUUCUGGAGUAUCUGGUGAGACUGAUUUACAGUCUCCAGGGACUUUAGAAACAUCGGAGCGACCCAAAUUGAAAUUACUUCCAAGAUCCGAACCGAUAGAGAAUUUAGAGCUUGCAUUCGAUUAUAAGCAGGGGCACCAGCAGCCGAUUGAUCCGGUUCAUGUGAUGGACGAGAAUGAAUUACACAGAACUGUAAAUCCCGUAGAACCCGAGUUUGCUAGAUCGAUGGUUGUUAAUCAAGCGGUAGAGCGCCCAAAGUUGAAUUUGAAGCCACGCUCACGACCUGUUGAACAAAUGGAGGGAAACACUGAAAUCAAAAGAAACACUCUGUUCGCAGGGGCUCGUCCACGAGAAUUGGUUCUGAAGGAUAGGGGACUUGAUGCUGUUACCCAUUAUGACAGCCAACCACCUCCUAGGAUCAAGCAAGACGCUCUCAAGAUUGAUCAAGUAUCCGUGCAAGUUACUGCUGCUGGUUACGGUGAAAAAGCUAAAAAUGUUCUGGGUGAUCUCGGAGUAGCAAAGAGUACUGAUAGGCGAGAUCAAAGGACGGACAUUGAAAGAACAGAUGAACAGAGAAGGAACAAAGGGAAUGAAAAUUGGAGGAAUUACAGAGAGGUUGAGAAACACAAUGACCUGCGGCCUCAGCAACGGGAGAGGCCACUGUCACCUGACACCUGGCGCAAGCCUGUCGAAAAUCCAAAACCGGACUCUGCGCCUGCCCUGGGGCAGCGUUAUGGGAAAGUGGCUUCUGCUCUUGAGCUUGCACAGGCCUUCUCCAGACCAGUUUCUGAUCCGACAGUUGCUGAUCGUCUUUCUGGUUCAAAAGGCAUUUCCAGCAGGAGUCAGAUACCUUUUUCUCGGUUAACAACAGGUCGAGGCCCCAGGCCUCAGAUAAAUGGUUACUGAAUUAUUAAGAUAACCUAUAUUUGAGACGAGAGAAACUUUCUCCCCUCGCAAAUGCCUGGAAGUGCAAUAUGCACGAAAGAUGUUGCAUUUGUACCCAAAUCCCGGACUGUGGGUAAUUUUCUCUCAUUCAAUUAUAAUCGAUAAUGGAUGCCAUUGUUACUAGCUACCGGCAAACUGCAAUAGGCAAUAACAGAAGAAAAUAACACAAUGAUUCUUCAUGUUGACAAUAAUCACAUACAUGUAUUUACUAUUGGAGUUCAUCAAGCAUAAUUUGGGAUUUA